This is a messenger RNA of Myripristis murdjan (pinecone soldierfish), 921 nucleotides long. Its product is annotated as ceramide-1-phosphate transfer protein-like. Gene Ontology annotation, cellular component: cytoplasm; cytosol; membrane. NCBI's taxonomy places the organism in Eukaryota, Metazoa, Chordata, Actinopteri, Holocentriformes, Holocentridae. Gene Ontology annotation, molecular function: ceramide 1-phosphate binding; ceramide 1-phosphate transfer activity. The transcript has 6 exons. The record is from RefSeq and is a predicted model, not a curated record. Gene Ontology annotation, biological process: ceramide transport; intermembrane lipid transfer. Bases 1 to 921 code for a protein of 306 amino acids.
AUGGUCUUCCUGGGACGGAGGAUGCUGCUUCGCCGUCUGCUGCUGGCGGCCAUGUUGGCUCUGCUCCUCUUCCUCAGCUCCCUGUGGCUGCCUCAGGGCCGAGCGACAGACUGUGAGACCUCCUGGCAUCCCUGUCUCACCUUUUACCACCAGACUCCUGAGCCCCCAUUGGCUCCCGUGGCAUGGGCGGGGCCGGCCUCAGCCCCGCCCCUCCCCCCGGAGUGUCCCGGCCAGCUGUUCCAGGCGGGGCGGCUGCUGCUGCACCUGCAGUCCAGCCUGGGAGCCGAAGGCGACAUCCUGCUGGAGCCCUACCUGCUGAGCUGGGAGGAGCUGAUCAAGUUCAUGGAGUCUCUCGGGACGAUUGUCGGUUUUUUCUCUCAGAAGGUGAAGGACAAAGUCGCUCUGAUUCGGGAGCUGUCACUCAAACACCACAGAGAGGCUCAUGGGAAACUGCCUGGACUACAAACCCCAGCAUCCUUUGGACUACAAAGCGGGGCCUAUCGCUCCGUCCGCUCCAUGGUGGAGGCGGAGCUUAGGGCGGGCGUGGUCGACUUCUCGCGCCGCAGCCGGUCGGGCUGCCGGACGCUGCUGAGGCUGCACCGCUCGCUGCGCUGGCUGACGCUGCUGCUGGAGGGGCUGGCAGAGGGGCCGGACACCAGGGGGCGCUACAGGACGCCCGGGGAGCUGGGCAGGGAGGCCUACCAGGUGGCGCUGGCCCCCCACCACUCGUGGGUGCUCCGCCAGGCCGCCGAGCUCGUCUUCCUCGCCCUCCCGGACAGGCAGUUCUUCCUCGGGCUGGUGUGUGUGAGGAGCCAGCAGGAGGCCACGCCCAUCCUGCACACACUGAUCCGAGCCCUGUCGCUGGUGCACACACACACCCAGCGAAUCCUGGACACACACAACAUGCUGGAGCUGCCGUGA